Molecule: messenger RNA, 1679 nt
Organism: Gavia stellata (red-throated loon)
Lineage: Eukaryota; Metazoa; Chordata; Aves; Gaviiformes; Gaviidae
Gene: CASP2
Product: caspase 2
Exons: 10
Coding region: 1-1281 (426 amino acids)
Biological process (GO): regulation of apoptotic process; proteolysis
Source: RefSeq, a predicted model, not a curated record
AUGCUGGUGGCGUGCGGCAUGCAGCGAUGUCACCAGGAAGCGCUAAAGAAGAACCGGGUGAUGCUGGCGAAGCAGCUGGUUUUGAAAGAACUGAUGGAGCACAUGAUAGAGAAGGACAUCAUCACCACGGAGAUGAUGGAGAUGGUGCAGGCCAAGUCUGGGAGCUUCAGCCAAAAUGUGGAAUUCCUCAAUUUGCUGCCCAAGAGAGGCCCCAAUGCUUUCUCAGCCUUCUGUGAAGCUUUACGAGAAACCAAACAGCAGCAUCUGGAGGCAGUGAUCUUGAAGACAACAUCCAACCUGAGCCAUGGGAUUGCAAGGCUUGAACACUGUUAUGGAUCAAAUCUUCCAUUCCCUGCCAGUGAAUCAUGUAAUUCAAAGAGGCCGCGCUGGAUUGAACCAAUGGAGCAUUCCUUGGAUAAUGGAGAUGGUCCCCCGAUUCCUCCAGUGAAGUACUGCACUCCUGAAUUUUAUCAGGAUCAUCAGCACUUGGCAUAUAAACUGAUAUCAGAGCCCCGAGGCUUUGCACUUAUUCUCAGCAAUGUCCAUUUCAGCAGUGAGAAGGACUUGGAGUAUCGUGCAGGGGGAGAUGUGGACUGUACUUCCCUGGAGUUGCUUUUCAAGCAUCUUGGGUAUCAAGUGACUGUCUUUCAUGAUCAAACUGCACAGGAGAUGCAGAAUGCAUUGGAGAGAUUCUCUAAGCUGCCAGAUCAUCGGGAUGUGGAUUCCUGUAUUGUAGCUUUACUUUCCCACGGUGUGGAGGGUGGGAUUUACGGCAGUGAUGGCAAACUACUACAGUUGCAGGAGGCUUUCCGGCUCUUUGACAAUGCAAACUGUCCAGAUCUCCAGAAUAAGCCCAAAAUGUUCUUUAUUCAGGCCUGCCGGGGAGAUGAGACGGACCGGGGAGUGGAUCAGAGAGAUGGGAAAGAAUGGUCAGGUUCCCCAGGCUGUGAGGAAAGUGAUGCAAACAAGGAAGAAAAUCUCAAGCUGCGUCUGCCUACAUGCUCUGAUAUGAUCUGUGGAUAUGCUUGUCUGAAAGGCACAGCAGCCAUGCGAAACACCAAGCGUGGAUCCUGGUAUAUCGAGGCUGUCACCUCUGUGUUUGCAGAGGACUCCCGAGACACUCAUGUGGCUGACAUGUUGGUGAAGGUGAAUAGGCAAAUCAAGCAACGAGAAGGUUAUGCCCCAGGCACAGAAUUUCACCGCUGCAAGGAAAUGUCAGAAUAUUGUAGCACGCUUUGUCGGGACCUUUACCUGUUUCCUGGCUAUCUGCCAGGAAAAUAACCCUGCCAGCUCUGUUGGAAGAGAGAUACUGCCAAAGCUGAAUUUUGAGGAUGGAUGUCUACAUUUUCAUUCUUACAGGCUGUGACAUUAGGUGUGCAAGCAAGGAAUGCUUGUUUAUAUCUGGCCAGUCCAAUUCUUGAUGUCUUUCUAAAAUAAUCUGGCAACUCUCUUUGCAGUUUGAUUCAGUUCAGGGUUUAAAAUUCUAAUACCCUGACUUACUCCAUAUGUAUAGAAAUGUAUGGAAAGAGGAUCAGCACUGGAACUGGGAAGAAGUGGCAGCAUCCUUUGGAAGGACACAUAAGGACAUUGUAAGCAAAGUGAAAGUGAAAAGGGAAACAGACCGUUGGUACAAUUUUUUUAAAAGUUAAGCCUUUGUGAAAGGAAAAUUAUUCAUAAAA